UAUCACUGCAAUAAUGAAUAAAAUAAUUUUAGUGCAUUAUUUUUAUCCGAACUUGUUCAAACAGCUGGCCUUGUUCUUCGUCUUGGAAAAUCUUACAUAUAACCUCGCACGCCACUGUUUUUAAACAAAAUUACCUGCAUAAAACUUGCCGGCUUUCGUAAAUUGAAAUCAUUUCAGAAGUUUUUGCUGUACGAAUUUGAGUGAAAUAUGAUUUUUGUGUUCGUGUUUGGGCUAAUUGCAUUUUGCGAUGCAAAACCUGGCUACUCUGAUUCUUCCAAUUCAGAAAAUCACCUAGGUCAUGAUUCAAGUAUGAGUAGUGCAGGAACAGGAGCCGGAGGCUACGGUUAUGCUGGAAGUUUUUCCGGAACUGGUGCUAAUGGUUUUCCAAACUUCGGUGCUUUUGUACCGCAGUUUGAUUUUUCUUCGUUUUUUGAUCAGCUCAAUAAACAGCAUCAGGAAUUUAUCCAACAUGCUGGUAAUGGUAAUGGGUUUUCCUAUAGCUAUUCUUCUGCUUAUAAUGGUGGAAAUGCGGGAGGUCAAUCAUCUAUUUUCUUUGAUAACAUCCCUGGUAAUGGAAUUCAAAGAUUAUCCAGCGGACAAGGUCAAGCUGGUGGAGCAGCUAGCUAUGCCCCUAAUUAUCAAGGAUCCUAUCAAUCAAGUGGAGCUGGAGGCUAUUCUGGUGGACAUGGUGUCGAUUUAGGAAAUCGUGGUGGCUUUGUUGGAGGAUAUGGAGGAGGCUUUAGCGGACCUGGUGGUAGUUACUCAUUCGGUGGCCCCAUCGGAGGAGAAGGAAGCGGAGCUGCCUAUGCUAGCGGAUCUAUUGGUCCCAAUGGAGGUCACCAAUCUGCCGCCGUUUAUCCAGAAAAUCCAGGUUCUCCCAAUAUCAACACCCGUUUUGGUGGUGCAGACUCACCACAACAAGGAAAUAAUGGUGGAUUCAAAAGCGUAUUUACUUCCAGUAAAAGUAUCAGUAGCAAUAUUAAUGGAAAGCCUCAAAAUUUCCGCGAAGCUUCCACAACUAUAAAUGAUAAUGGAAAAAUUACUACUUACACAGCUCAUAACCCAUAAGAUGUGGCCAUGUUUUAUUUUAAUAAUUAUUACCCAUUGUGAUUAGGUUUAAGGAUAAUUAAACAUAUUUAUUUUUAGAAUUUAC
Molecule: messenger RNA, 1153 nt
Organism: Ceutorhynchus assimilis (cabbage seed weevil)
Lineage: Eukaryota; Metazoa; Arthropoda; Insecta; Coleoptera; Curculionidae
Source: the annotation of a GenBank genome assembly